This is a messenger RNA of Odocoileus virginianus texanus, 2980 nucleotides long. NCBI's taxonomy places the organism in Eukaryota, Metazoa, Chordata, Mammalia, Artiodactyla, Cervidae. The record is from RefSeq and is a predicted model, not a curated record.
UUGCAACAUAUGUUGUCAAGUGUUUGCCAAUAUCAUUUUUUUUUUUAUCUUUUAGUUUUUUUGGCUGAUGUUAAAAUGGUGUAUGUAUAUGCUAUUGAAAGGCCUCUAAACAGUCUUCUUGCUCCAUUUAGCUAAGGAAGGAUAGGUGAUAUUAGGCCAUUUCAUAGACAAAGAAAUCAAACCCUCUGCCUGAAGUCUUACAGUUUUCAGUUUCCCAUGUAUAAGUUAGAGUUGAUACUUGCAGUGAUCUUUUUCUCAUUAUAAUUCUAAACAAUAAAUAGAAUUACUUGAAUAUUUUUAUUUUUCUUAUCCCAAGGAUGAGGAAAGGAAAAAUAACCUCAUUUCUCCCAAAAUAUUUAAAAAAUCAUAGAUCUCUUUUAUUUUCAAGGAUUUAAAUAUUAAAGAAGAUUAUUUGAAGACUCCUUUUGGAAUCAAAUAGCAUGGACCUCAGCAGUGACUACCAUUUCCUCAACCAGAUUUUGUGGAGAAGAGUGAGACUCACAUUAGUUUGUGGCAUUUUUGAAGGAGUGCUGCAACAUGUGGACCCUGACAAGAUUGUUGUUUUGAAGAAAGUGAAGAAUGUAGAGACUGGUCUAAGUGUCCCAGGAGUGAAGAUGUUUUUUGGACAUGAGAUUGUGAAUGUGGAACUACUGGAUGAAGUGGAACACGGUGCAGUAAGAGAAAAGUCUUCUUCUGUUAGUCUAAAUACAGAAGAAACCAAGAUGGAUACAAUAAAAAAUGAAGACCUAAAUGUACAGAAGCCUGCUUCUCCUAUUCCUGAGGUGCCAAUAACCUCUCUUCUGAAUGACCUCAAGUACAGCCCAUCUGAGGAAGAGGAGGUGACAUACACAGUCAUUGAUCAGUUCCAGCAGAAGUUUGGUGCUGCAAUGCUCCACAUCAAGAAGCAAAGUGUCCUGAGUGUGGCAGCAGAAGGAGCCAAUGUGUGUCGUCAUGGGAAACUAUGUUGGCUUCAGGUGGCCACAAAUAGCCGGGUUUACUUGUUUGACAUUUUCCUUCUGGGAAGUCGUGCUUUCAACAAUGGACUUCAGAUGGUAUUAGAAGACAAGAGAAUUUUGAAGGUUAUCCAUGAUUGUCGUUGGCUUUCUGAUUGCCUCUCUCAUCAGUAUGGAAUUUUGCUGAAUAAUGUCUUUGACACCCAGGUAGCAGAUGUCCUUCAAUUUUCCGUGGAAACGGGUGGCUUUCUUCCAAACUGCAUUAGUACUUUACAGGAGAGUUUAAUCAGACACCUUAAAAUAGCCCCUAAACAUCUCUCCUUUCUGGAAGUGAGACAAAAAUGGAUUCGAGAAAACCCAGAACUGUGGUUCACACGACCACUUUCACCUUCUUUGCUGAAAAUUUUGGCUUUGGAAGCUACCUACCUGCUCCCCCUUCGCUUGGUACUCUUGGAUGAAAUGAUGUCUGACCUAACUACCCUGGUGGACGGAUACCUAAACACCUACCGAGAAGGGUCUGCAGACCGACUUGGAGGCAUGGAGCCUACAUGUAUGGAGCUCCCGGAGGAACUGCUUCAACUCCAGGACUUCCAGAAGCAGCGCAGAGAGAGAGCGGCAAAAGAAUAUAGAGUAAAUGCGCAGGGACUCCUAAUAAGGACAGUACUACAUCCAAAGAAAUCGGUGACUGAGACAGCAGGGGAAGAGGGAAAAGUACGAGGUUUCUUACUUUGUAAAAAUUCUACACAAGAUAAAACUUCAAAUAUCACAUCUCAUGAGGAUGUAAAUUUACUGAAAGAAGAAUCUAAGAGUAAACAAACCACAGUAGAGCCUCAAUAUCUACCUCCCACAAAGGAAGAUGCCAGCGAGGAUACCAGUUACAACCUAAAUUACCCUGAGUCAGAGGGGGUUAAAGACCAGAGAAUAACUCAGAAAGAACAUCUCGAGAUACCUAAACAAGAAUUUCAGACAAGUUUAUCUUUGAAAGAGGAGAUAGAACAGUUAUUGAUGGUGGAAAACAAGGAAGAUCUAAAAGGUGCAAAACAAGAUGUUUCAGUGUCUCCUUCCCUUCCUCAGGAAACCAGAGUGUCUCCAAGUAGCAUUUUUCAUCCUUUUAGAAAAGCUGGGCUUCCCACACUUCCUCCCUGCCCAGCUUUGGAAAAGACUGAUUCCUGGUUAAAUCCAGAUUCUCCCAAUCUGCCUUAGAGAUCUGCAAUUUGUUUUUGAGGCCAUUAAGGUGGCUUAUUUCCUCUGCCAUCAGGGCCUUCCUCAGUGCUUAAGUUUCUCAUGUUGUAAAUUCAGUUUUACCUCAGUCACAGUCUUUAGGGAAAAUUAUAUCCUCUUACUUUCUGUCUUCCUGGAAUUUGAUUAGGAUGGGAAUGAAUAAGUUAAAUAAUGGAAGAAGUAGAUUUUCUGAUUAUGUCAUUCUGUAGAAAUGUUCCCUGUGGCCAGACUAAAUUAUUUCUCAUAAUUUGGGUUUAAAAGAUUUGAAGAAGGGAACAAUUUUGGACUUAGUGUCUGGAAGAACCUAUACUUAAAAUUUUUUUGUUGUAUUUUUUGGUUUGAAGGGGGUUGGUAAAACUCUUAGCCAGAAGUUUAAAAAAAAAUGAUACCCAACAAGGUUAUCAGAACUUUAUUCCUUUUUGAAAUACUAAUAAGUAAGUUUAUCAGGUAUACUUCAAUAAAGCUGAAAAAAAUCCAACUUUAUUUUUCAAUUUAAGUUUUCAGUCUGUCUUAUGUUAUAGACAAACAAUAGUUAAUGUUACUACAGGAAUCAGUAUAACAGUUCUAGUUUUUUUACAUUUCAUUUACUUUUAGACAAUUUUGUCCUUUUUCCUAAAUAGCAGGGACUUCUUUAAAGUAUGUCUGUUAUGUAAACUUUAAGUUUGAUUGCACUCUGUUUGCCUGGAGAUGGUAUGCUUUCUUAGGGUGAAAAGAAAGCAAAUUGUCCUGAGUCUUUUUAUAUUGAAUACUUGCAAGUUGCUCACAUUCUUUUGUGUAUAAUAAGCAAUAAACCUGUUUUGGCAUUA